AUGGAGGUUGUAGGAGUACUUUGGGAAGUUGCUACCUGUUUGUUCAGCAGCGGUAAAGUCCACGCUUCCUAUGUUUAUAAGCUAGAGAAGAAUCUCGCAUCAUUACAAGAGAAGUGGGUUGAUCUUCAAAACAUUAGGAAGGAUCUGCAUAGAAGAAUCGAUGAUGCUGAGGAGACUGGGGAGAUGAAAAGGACAGAGGAAGUGAAUGGUUGGCUGGAAAAAGUUCAAAAACUUGAAGAGGUAAUGGAGGAAAUUCAAAACCAAGGUUCUCUAGAAACUCAUAAUAAAUGUCUAAGCGGUUGUUGCCCAAAGAAUUGUGUGUCAAGCUACAAGUUAGGAAAGAGAGUUGUGGCCAUGCUUAGGGAGGUGGAUGGACUCUCGGAGAAACGUUUAGUUGAUAUUGCUUACAACCUACACUCUGGGGUGGUGGAUGAGAUGCCUUAUGUUGAGACUAUAGGCUUGGAUUUGAUGCUCAACAGAGUCUGGAAUACUAUUGAAGAUAAAAAUGUAAACAUGAUUGGUUUAUAUGGAAUGGGUGGGGCUGGAAAAACCACCCUUAUGAAGAGAAUUCACGGUGAAUUUGGAAAGAGACAGCACAACUUUGAUAUAGUGUUGUGGGUGGUGGUUUCUAGAUAUUGUGAUAUUGAUAAAAUUAUGGAUUCCAUUCGAAAGAGCUUAGGGAUCAAUGAUUAUAUUUGGGACAAACGUAAUCCAGAUGAAAGAGUGGCAACGAUUUAUCGAGUCCUGAAAACAAAGAAAUUUGUGCUAAUGUUAGACGAUUUAUGGGGAGAGUUGGAACUAGAAAAGGUGGGAGUUCCACAUCCGAAGGAUACUAAUAAUCAUUCAAAAGUGUUGUUCACAACACGGAAUGAGGAUGUGUGUGCUAAAAUGCAAGCGGGGAAGAAAUUUGAAGUGGAACGUUUAGGAGAGCAAGAAGCAUUUGAAUUGUUUUGUAAAAUGGUAGGUGAGGAGACAUUACGCAGUCACACAGAUAUUCAAAUGUUAGCAUGGGAUAUAGCUAAAUUAUGCAAAGGAUUGCCACUAGCACUGGUUACAGUGGGACGUGCCAUGUCAGGAGUGAAAAGCGUUGCAGCAUGGAGUCAAGCCAUGGGUGAUUUAACACGGUUCUCUUUCAUAGGUCUAAAGUUGGAAAAGGAUAUGUUUCGUAUCCUGACGUUUAGUUAUGACAGACUCCCAGAUGAAACACACAAGAGUUGCUUCCUAUAUUGUGCACUAUACCCAAAAGAUUAUGAAGUUGAGGUUAAAGAUUUAAUUGAUCGAUGGAUCGGAGAGGGAUUUCUGGGUAAAGGUAGAAUGAAGAAGAGUAUAUAUGAUAUGUAUGAGGAAGGGGAAUCUAUCAUUGAAAAAUUAAAGCUUUCAUGUCUCUUAGAGGGCGUUGAAGAUUAUCGUAAUGGGACAUUUAGAAUUAAGAUGCAUGAUGUGAUAAGAGAUAUGGCACUAUGGUUAGCCCGUGAUGGAGAUCGAAAUAAAGACAAAGUUGUAGUUGAAGGGGAGGCAUUAGGCAUGUCAGAAAUGGAUUUUGAAAGGUUGAAUGAUGUGGAAAGGAUUUCAAUUAUAAAUGCUGCGAGUGGAAGUUGGCAAGUACCAUCUUGUCCAAAUCUCUUAACCCUAUGUGUACGGGGGGAUGAUGUGAAUAUCACUGACUUUUCGAAUCUGGAAUCCAUGACAAGGUUGAAAGUCUUAGACCUAUCAGACAAUGAUAUUGACCAUCCACUAACAGAAAUAAAAGAAUUAAUGAGGUUGGAAUACCUUAAUCUGUCAUUUACGAAAAUACGAAAUGGGUUGCAAAUUGGUUGGAAGAAUUUGAAAAUGUUGAGGGUACUGCUUAUGGAAUAUCUUAAUUGUAACAUCAUUUCUUUAAAAGAGAUUGAAAGUCUUAAGCAGUUGAAGGUGUUUAGAUUAAUUUCCUAUUUUGGAUCAUUAAGUGCAGAAGAGGAGAAAGCACUACUAGAGAAGUUGGAGUGCUUACCAAAAUUGGAAGAACUGUGCAUCGAAUUAAGAACCACCCCAGGUCUCCAUAAGUUACUCGAGUCGAACAAAUUGAGGGAUUGCUUGAGACGUUUUCUGCUUCGGAGUAUCACGUCAUUUGAUAUGGCAUCAUUUUUAGCAUCUGGAAUGAAGCAUCUGGAAUGGAUAGAUUUACGGGAAAUAGAAAAUAUUAAGGAAAGUUCACCCAUUGCUGACACUUUCCAUCUUCCCAAGCUUCGUCAGGUGCAGAUUGUAGAUUGUCAAUCAAUAACUCAUUUGACAUGGCUGAGGUAUGCUCCGCUUCUUGAGUAUCUUUAUGUUGCCAAUUGUGAUUCAAUUGAAGAAGUGGUGAAGGAAGCCGAGGAUGACAGAGACAACUCUAAUGAUAUAUUCCCAAAUCUUAGACAUCUCUCCCUUAAUCAUUUGCCAAAGCUGAAGAGCAUCCACAAGAGAGCAUUGGCUUUUCCUUCCCUUGAAUUCAUUGCUAUUGGUGAUUGCCGAAAUUUGAGGACGCUUUUCCUUUGA
Gastrolobium bilobum is the source of this 2514-nucleotide messenger RNA. RefSeq names its product probable disease resistance protein At5g63020. The transcript is spliced from 2 exons. Gene Ontology annotation, molecular function: protein binding; ADP binding. Bases 1 to 2514 code for a protein of 837 amino acids. The record is from RefSeq and is a predicted model, not a curated record. Lineage: Eukaryota; Viridiplantae; Streptophyta; Magnoliopsida; Fabales; Fabaceae.